UGGAGUCUCUCCCAUCUGACCAACGUGCGCAUAGCAAAGCGGGAGAAAAUGAAAGCUCUUGAAUUAUUAACAACUCUUCAUGAAUUGCCUUCAGAGGGUGCUGCGUGUGAGACGAGAGGAUUUCCCUCAGAUUUAUCCGGCGCAUUGAAUCAAUUAAGACAUGCUUUUAGUUGCGCAUCGUUAAUUGGGAUCCAGUGAUCUUCAUAAUGAAACAUUUUAGAUCCAUCUGCUAAUUUUUAUUUUAUUGCAAAAAGUUAAUAUGGCUUUAGUGGUGUAUCUGAAGACCGUCACUGAGCUUCGUGGGAAAGGGGACCGAAUCGCCAAAGUCACUUUCAGAGGUCUCUCCUUUUUCUCACGGGUGCUGGAAAAUUGCGAGGAUGAAGCUCGGUUUGAGCAGGCGUUUCGGUGGCCAAUUGGGAGUCAAGUUGACGGUGAUGAGUUGCUGGAGAUCCAAGUGUUUAAUUACAGCAAAGUCUUCACUAACAGAUUGAUCGGCACCUUUUGCAUGGUCCUGCAGAAGGUUGUAGAGGAGGGUCACCUGGAGGUGUCUGACACUCUUAUAGACGACAACAACACAGCCAUACAGACAACUAUUUUCAUAGAGAUCAAAUAUCAGACCAUGGAUGGAAGUGUGAAGGUGUGGAAUGAUGGGGAAUUCCUUGAUGUUCCAGAUGACCCGGAUGGAACCUUUCAGUUUGAGACAGACAGUCUGCUUUCUGGACGUAGCCAGAGCUCAGGAACGUCACCUGGCAGAUCGAUCCAUGGGAUUCCUACAUUUCGCAAAGCAGGGAAAGGUGUGUUUUCAGCCAUGAAAUUGGGCAGAACACGCGCCAAUAAAGAUGACCACAGAAAAGGAGAAGAUCCAGCCAUUUUGGAUGCUGAAGAUCUGGAUGGAAAGGCCAUGCGUAUGGCUUGUGGGCUGGACCCUGAUGCCAUCUCAUUGGCCUCUGUUACUGCCGUAACUACUAAUGUCUCCAACAAAAGAUCAAAGCCUGACAUCAAGAUGGAGGCCAGCUCAGGACGUCCAGUGGAUUAUCAGAUCAGUGUUACAGUUAUUGAGGCCCGUCAGCUGAUUGGUCUGAACAUGGACCCUGUGGUGUGUGUGGAAAUCGGAGAGGAUAAGAAGUACACUUCCAUGAAAGAGUCCACAAACUGCCCUUACUACAAUGAGUACUUUGUCUUUGACUUCCACGUGCCUCCAGAUGUCAUGUUUGACAAAAUACUAAAGAUCUCAGUUAUACAUUCUAAGAACCUUCUAAGAAGUGGCACCCUGGUGGGCACCUUCAAACUGGAUGUGGGGACUGUGUAUGCACAACCUGAGCAUCAGUUUCAUCACAAAUGGGCAAUGCUGUCUGACCCCGAUGACAUCACAGCUGGGUGCAAAGGUUAUGUUAAGUGCGACAUUGCCGUUGUAGGAAAAGGAGACAACAUCAAGACUCCUCACAAGGCCAAUGAAUCAGAAGAAGAUGAUAUAGAGGGGAAUCUUCUGCUCCCAGAGGGCGUUCCAUCUGAGAGACAGUGGGCUCGGUUUUAUAUUAAGAUUUACAGAGCCGAGGGGCUGCCUAAAAUGAAUACCAGCAUCAUGGCCAAUGUGAAGAAAGCUUUUAUUGGAGAAAAUAGGGAUCUUGUGGACCCAUAUGUCCUGGUUCAAUUUGCAGGGCAGAAGGGUAAAACCUCAGUUCAGAAGAGCAGCUAUGAGCCCAUCUGGAAUGAGCAAAUAGCCUUUACCGAAAUGUUCCCACCUUUGUGUAGGCGAUUGAAAGUUCAGAUCCGUGAUUCAGACAAGGUGAAUGACGUUGCCAUAGGAACCCAUUUCAUUGAUCUCCGCAAGAUUGCAAAUGAUGGAGACAAAGGGUUUUUGCCCACUAUGGGGCCAGCCUGGGUGAACAUGUACGGUUCUACCCGAAACUACACUCUGAUGGAUGAGCACCAGGACUUGAAUGAGGGACUAGGGGAGGGUGUGUCCUUCAGGGCACGGCUUCUCAUGAGCAUUGCGGUGGAGAUCCUGGACACAACAUCUCCUGAGAUUAUGAGCUCUACAGAGGUACAAGUGGAGCCAGUGUCCAACAUCUCAGAGAGCGCAACAGGAAAAAUGGAGGAGUUUUUCCUUUUCGGAUCAUUUUUGGAGGCCACAAUGAUAGACAGGAAAAUUGGAGACAAACCAAUCAGCUUUGAAGUCACUAUUGGUAACUAUGGUAACCAGAUCGAUGGUGUGAGCAAACCUACAUCGGUGAAGAAGAAGAAAGACGGUGGAGGGGAUAAUGAAGAAGAGGAGUCUGAGCUCAUUCACAACUCUAGUGAUGAAGAUGCAGAGGACGAUGGAGAUCUGACGUCUGUGCCGUCCACACCUCCAAUGAAACCAGUGAUCACUGACAGAAAUUAUUUCCACUUGCCGUACUUUGAGAAGAAACCUUGCAUUUACAUCAAGAGCUGGUGGCAAGAUCAGAGGAGACGGCUUUACAACUCCAACAUCAUGGACAAGAUUGCAGAUAAACUGGAGGAGGGGCUUAAUGAUGUUCAAGAAAUCAUAAAAACCGAAAAGGCGUUUCCAGAACGCAGACUUAGGGGUGUGUUAGAAGAACUUAGCACGAACUGCAACCGAUUUGUUACACUAGCAAACAAAGAUCAGAAUCAAGCAGGAAGAACCAAACUGGAUCGAGAGAGGCUGAAGUCUUACAUGAGGGAAAUGGAGAAUAUGGGUCAGCAGGCAAAGACUAUUCGCACACAAGUAAAGAAAAACACUGUGCGAGACAAACUCAAGCUAGUCCUUAACUUUCUUCAUAGACUUCGCUUCCUAGCAGAUGAGCCCCAGCAUAGCAUUCCCGAUGUGUUCAUAUGGAUGAUUAGCAACAACAAACGAAUAGCAUAUGCCCGCAUCCCCUCCAAAGACAUUCUCUACUCUAUUGUUGAUGAAGAGAUGGGCAAAGACUGUGGAAAAGUUAAAGCCGUUUUCCUUAGGUUGCCAGGAAAAAAAGGCUUUGGGCCUGCUGGCUGGACGGUUCAGGCUAAACUGGAGGUGUAUUUGUGGCUGGGGUUGAACAAACAGAAGAAAGACUUUCUGAGCGGCCUGCCCAGCGGCUUCGAAGAAAACAGAGCGUCAAAGGGAAUUGGCAUACAAGCUGUGCCUCCCAUCAGCUUAGUGUAUAACAUGAAGCAGGUGUUUCAGUUAAGAGCGCACAUGUAUCAGGCUCGCAGCCUGUUUGCGGCAGACAGCAGCGGUCUGUCUGAUCCAUUCGCCAGAGUUUUCUUCUCCACCCACAGCCAGGUGACAGAGGUUUUGAGUGAGACUCUUUGUCCCACAUGGGAUCAGUUGCUUGUAUUUGAUAAUGUUGAACUCUAUGGUGAAGCCACUGAGCUCCGUGAUGACCCUCCAAUUAUUGUCAUCGAACUGUAUGACCAGGACACUGUGGGGAAAGCUGAAUUCAUUGGGCGAACAUUUGCCAAGCCACUUACUAAGAUGGUUGAUGAACACUAUGGACCUCCACGGUUUCCCCCUCAGCUGGAGUACUAUCAGAUCUACAGAGGCAACUGUGCUGCCGGAGAUCUGCUGGCUGCUUUUGAACUACUUCAGAUUCCUUAUAAUGAAGAGGAGAUCAGGAGGGCUCUUAUUGCUGUCCAUGACUUUGCUGUGCCUCAAAUCAAGAUCGGUCCAGCAGGGUGUGCAGCACUUCCUCCAAUUGAUGGCCCCACUGAUUCUGAUCGUGGUCCGAUUCUGCCCGUUCCAUUGGGCAUACGACCGGUUCUUAGCCGAUAUCGCAUAGAGGUCCUGUUCUGGGGUCUGAGGGACCUUAAAAGAGUUAACCUCUCCCAGGUGGACAGACCUCGAGUGGAUAUCGAGUGUGCAGGGAAAGGAGUCCAAUCCGCUCUCAUUCAGAACUACAAGAAAAAUCCAAACUUCAGCACAUUGGUGAAAUGGUUUGAAGUGGAUCUACCAGAAAAUGAGCUGCUGCACCCACCGCUGAAUAUUCGUGUGGUGGACUGCAGGGCAUUCGGACGAUACACAUUAGUGGGGUCUCAUGCCGUGACCAGUCUGCGCAAGUUUAUCUACAGCCCGCCAGACAAGACUACUAAUAACUGGGCUCACACAGCUAGACUGGCAAAUGGCCACAUGACUCUCACCAAUGGGACGUGUCAUUCCCGCCCCCACUCCCACCCCAUUUCUCAUCCCGCAGGUGACAUUGUAGUCAAUAUGGACCCUGAACACAACUUUAAGAAGAUGGACACAGUUGUGAAGCUUGAUGCUACCUCUGAUGCUGUUGUUAAAGUUGACUUGAAUGAGGAUGAGAAAGACAAAGGAAAAAAGAAGAAGAAGAAAAAGAAGGGAGAUGAAGCAGAGGAAGAGGAACCUGAUGAGAGCAUGCUGGACUGGUGGUCCAAAUACUUUGCCUCAAUAGAGACCAUGAUGGAGAACCUCAGAGCGCAAGAAGCAGCUCUGGCUGAGGCAGAAGAAAAGGAAGAUCUUGAGAUAGCAGCAGAAAGUGCAGAGAUCAAAGCUGAUGAAUUCUCCAUAAAAGGCACCAAACCCAAAGAGAAGAGCAAAGACAAGAAGAGCUCCAAGGACAAAAAGAAGAACCAUGAUGGGGCAGAGAAACGACCCCCAAAGCCUAAAGUUGAUGAACUCGUGGUGUAUAAUAAAGAGCUCGAAAGUGAAUUUGAUCACUUCGAAGACUGGCUUCACACCUUCAACCUCUGUAGAGGGAAAGCUGGAGAUGACGAUGACCACAACGUGAUCGAUGAUGACAGAAUUGUGGGCCGAUUCAAGGGCUCCCUGUGUAUGUAUAAGCUGCCACUGUUUGCAGAGAUCACAAGAGAGGCAGGAUUUGACCCUAACAUGGGCAUGUUUCAAAGCAUUCCUCACAAUGACCCAAUCAAUGUUCUCAUUAGGAUUUAUAUCAUUCGAGCCACAGAUUUGCAUCCUGCAGAUAUAAAUGGUAAAGCGGAUCCGUACAUAGUCAUUCGACUGGGAAAAACUGAACUUAAGGACAAAGAAAAUUACAUAUCUAAGCAGCUCAAUCCUGUCUUUGGCAAGUCAUUUGAUAUAGAGGCCACAUUUCCCAUGGAGUCUAUGCUGACAGUGGCAGUAUAUGACUGGGAUUUGGUUGGAACAGAUGACCUGAUUGGGGAGACUAAGAUUGAUUUGGAAAACAGAUACUAUAGUAAACACAGAGCUACCUGCGGCAUAGCGUCUCACUACUCUGUCCAUGGUUACAAUGUGUGGCGGGACCCUCAGAAGCCAACUCAGAUUCUUGCUAAGCUGUGUAAAGAAGGCAAAUUGGAUGCACCCCAGUAUGGACCUGGCGGCAAGGUCAAAGUCGCAAACCGUGUCUUUUUUGGGCCAACUGAAAUUGAGGACGAGAGUGGUCUUAAGAAGCAGACAGACGAACACUUGGCUCUUACUGUUCUUCGGCACUGGGAGGAGAUCCCACGUGUUGGUUGCAAACUCAUCCCUGAGCAUGUGGAGACGAGGCCACUCCUCAACCCAGAUAAGCCAGGCAUUGAGCAGGGAAGAAUUGAAAUGUGGGUGGACAUGUUUCCCAUGGAUGUACCAGCACCGGGACCAGCCAUUGAAAUAUCACCACGCAAACCAAAGAGAUAUGAGCUCAGGGUGAUAAUAUGGAAUACAGACGAGGUUAUUCUGGAAGAUGAUGAUUACUUCACAGGGGAAAAGUCCAGUGACAUAUUUGUAAGGGGCUUUGAGCUUCGCGUUAUUAUUUGGAACACUGAUGACGUUAUUCUAGAGGACGAUGCUUUCAUGACAGGAGAGAAGAUGUCUGACAUCUAUGUCAGGGGCUGGCUAAAGGGACAACAGGAGGACAAACAGGACACAGACGUACAUUAUCACUCUUUGACAGGAGAGGGAAACUUCAACUGGCGCUUUCUCUUUCCCUUUGACUAUCUCAUGGCCGAGGAGAAGAUAGUCAUCUCCAAGAAGGAAUCCAUGUUUUCCUGGGACGAGACAGAGUACAAGAUUCCUGCUCGACUCACCCUUCAAGUAUGGGAUGCUGACCACUUUUCUGCAGAUGACUUCCUGGGAGCAAUUGAGUUGGACUUGAAUAAAUUUCCCCGUGGGGCAAAAACAGCAAAGCAAUGCACUCUUGACAUGGUUGUUAAAGAGCAAGAGCUCCCAACCAUCUCCAUCUUCAAGCAGAAGAGAGUGAAGGGCUGGUGGCCCUUCGUGGCCCGAGAUGAGAAUGAUGAAUUUGAGCUCACUGGAAAAGUGGAGGCGGAGCUCCAUCUACUGACAGCAGAGGAAGCAGAGAAAAGUCCGGUCGGUCUUGGGCGGAACGAUCCUGAACCACUUGAGAAACCCAACCGCCCUGACACCACCUUCCUGUGGUUUCUGAGUCCGCUGAAGGCCAUUCGUUACUUGAUAUGCAACCGCUACAAGUGGCUCAUCAUCAAGAUCGUCUUGGCUCUGCUGCUACUGAUCAUGGUCGGCCUGUUUCUCUACAGCAUGCCAGGCUAUCUGGUCAAGAAGCUGCUGGGAGCUUAAAGGGGUCAAGGGGGUAGAAGGUCCUCCUAAAGUUGCUCACUUGUAAUAUUUGUUUUCUCUUCUAACAAUUUAUACUGUUUGCAUUUUUAAUCAACCUCCACUUUUUCUCAUCAUCACAGAUGCUCGGUAAACAUAAUGGGGCGGUUUCCCAGACAGAGCUUAAGCCUAGUCCCAGACUCUAACUUUAAUCUUAGUGUUAUCAGUGCAAGUGUUGUGUCUCAAGAUGCACACCAGUAGUGUUUAUUUAUAAAUUAUGCUUCUAAAAUGACUUAAAUAUCCUAAUUUAACUAAGGCCUAUUCCUGUCUUCAACUAAUCUGUGUCUGGGAAACCACCCUGAUAUCUUUUUAUUAAUUCUUUUUCAAUAUCAAUUUGCAUGUCCUACCCAGGUAGGAUCAGUUAUCUUUCUGUCAUAUAGGGAAAAGAAAAGUGACAAUGGAGUGUCUAUUUUUGGUACGAUAUUACUAGACUGUCAAUUACAGUAUUUAUUUUAAAAUGCAUUUCUUCAGAUUAUUGGAUUUUAUUUUCAUUCUCUAGACUUGUCAAGCACAAUAAGCAUGUCUUUAAAUACUACUUGUUCAUCAGUUACAGUUUGAAAAAUACUAUAAUAAGAUUGCAAGCCUCAUAUAUACAGUAUAUAAAUGUAAUUUAAUUUCAAAAUGCCUUCAUGUUUGCACUGUCAGUUUAUCACAAUAAUCUUCUUAACCGGUAAGAUUAAUGGUUACUUUGUAGUGGUUGCCAACCUGUUACUGGUAGACUCCCAACAGUAUACAUUUUACAUGUCUGCAUUUCUGACACACCCACACUCCUGAAAAUAAAGGUGCUUCACGGUGCCAUAGAAGAACCAUUUUUGGCUGAAUGGUUCCAUAAAGAACCUUUAACAUCUAAAGCACCUUUCUGUUUCUAGUUAGAAAAAGUUCUAUAAAUAAUUAAAAUGUACUGGUUCUUUAAGGGACCACAUAUGGUUUUUCUAGGCACAGCUGUGAUGAACCUUUAAGCACCUUUAUUUUUAAGAAUGCAUUGCAGGACUUUGUAAGUACCAAUGUCAACAAACUACUGUACUAGGGUGAGGAGUUAAAAUAGGUUUGAUUGAUUAGGGACAACGAUUUGUGAUUUUGGGGUCCUCCAAUAACUGGUUUAGGAACCACUGCUUCAGAGAAUCAUGCAGAUAUAAUUAAGGAAAAUAAUGUUUCUUUUGUCGUUUAGGGAUUUAGUAGUACAUCUGGAUUUUUGUUUUCUAUAUUUCCUACUGUUACACUCUAAAAAUGGCUGGGUUAUUUUUGACCCAUAAUGGGUAAAUACUGGACAGAACACAUGCUGGGUUAAAAAUUACCCCGUGCUGGGUUAAAAAUGACCCAAUGUUGGGUUGUUGUUAUGCAACCAUGGGGUAUAAUAACCCAGCAUUGGGUCAAUUUUUAACCCAGCACGUGUUCUGUCCAAUAUUUACCCAUUAUGGGUCAAAAAUAACCCAGACAUUUUUAGAGUGUAGUUUAUUUUGCUUGUCGUGUACAUUUACUUAUUUUAUGUUUGCUUGAUAUUUAUUGUUGUUUUAUUUAUUAAUAUUAAAUUUGACAAUGGACUUGUUUGCACUGAUUUUGGCCUGUUUAUAUAAAAAAGGGUGUAUUUUUCAUUCUUGUAUGUGUGCAAUAUUGAUUUAUUUAUAUUUAGUAUGAAGACAAUAAAAUGAACUUGAAAUAAAAA
This is a messenger RNA of Misgurnus anguillicaudatus (oriental weatherfish), 8192 nucleotides long. The record is from RefSeq and is a predicted model, not a curated record. NCBI's taxonomy places the organism in Eukaryota, Metazoa, Chordata, Actinopteri, Cypriniformes, Cobitidae.